This is a messenger RNA of Thamnophis elegans (Western terrestrial garter snake), 1473 nucleotides long. RefSeq names its product SH3 domain binding glutamate rich protein like 3 (gene SH3BGRL3). Lineage: Eukaryota; Metazoa; Chordata; Lepidosauria; Squamata; Natricidae. The record is from RefSeq and is a predicted model, not a curated record. Gene Ontology annotation, cellular component: cytoplasm. Bases 277 to 558 code for a protein of 93 amino acids. The transcript has 3 exons.
AGAGGAGGGGAAGCGGGCUGGCUCCGAAUCUUUUGCGACCCCCUCCAGCAACCCCUUCUGGCCGCAGCUGAGCGAAGCCUGCCUUGUCCGCCUGUUCCGCAUGCUCGCGGCCGCUCAGCCCAUUGGUCUGGCUGCGGUCACGUGCUGACUAGGGUUGGGGAGGCGAGGGAGCCCUGCCUACCCUUUCGCUUCCUUCCCAACCCAUCCAUCCAUCCACUCACCCACCCACCACCGGGCAACCCAGCGAGAGGGAGCGGCUGGAAGCAACCAGCAGCCAUGGCCUGUCUCACCAUCUACAGCACUUCGGUGACCGGUUCUCGGGAGAUCAAAUCCCAGCAGAGCGAAGUGACCAGGAUCUUGGAUGGAAAGAACAUCAAGUACAACAUGGUGGAUAUCUCCCAAGACAAUGCCCUUCGGGAAGAAAUGAGGACCAAAUCAGGCAACCCCAAAGCCAUUCCUCCCCAGAUUUUCAAUGGGGACCACUACUGCGGGGACUACGAACUGUUUGUGGAAGCAGUGGAACAGAACACCCUGCAGCAAUUCCUGAAGUUAGCCUGAGCUGGCUUCUUCCCUGCCCCACGUGAAAACCUUCCUCCCCACAUGAAAACCAUCCAGGACUUGGAAAUUCUGCAUUCCAGAUGGAUCACCUCCUAAGUGAUUGUCAGCUCUGCGUGACCAACCUCUUCUCCAACUGCCUCUGAAUUGCAUUCCCUCUUUCACUAUGGUCUCCAAAGACCGGCUCAUUUGGCUCAUUUGUUCCUUCGAAUGCAGCUGGGCCCCUCUCCUGUGCCUAUGGGGGUAGACUGAUGCUAAGCUUCUAAUUAAGGACCUUGGGAAGCAGAGCUUUCCCCUACCUUUCCCUCCCGUCCCCCUUUUCUUUCUCAAGCUCAAACUGCCCUUAGUAUUAAAAGGGAAGAGCUGGUUGCUUCUUCCCUUCUUAUCACCAUAUGUCCUUCAAUGUGCAAAUGUCAAUUCCUCUAGUUCCUUUUUCAUUUUAACCCAGGAAAGAGAGCAGCAGACAUCUGCUCUUGCUGGGACGAUUCUUGUCUAGCAAUGCAAAAUGUGCUGCACAUGGUUUUGUGCUCCCGUUGCCUUCUCUGCCAGCUGUUAGUGGGGGGGGGGAGUGUGUAUGUGUCUGUCUUAAAACAGGGUGAGGUAGCCCAGCCAUUCUUAAAGUGGUUCUCCAGAGGAGGGGCCAAGAGCAUUUCUCCUAGUCCAUUAGUGCUUUUUUUCCUUGUGUCCCACCUGGCAAUGGGAAAAAAAAACAUCCCUCCUGCUCCCCAAGGGGGGAAAGGCAAUUUCCACUCUCUUUUAGCCUCAGCUGUUUCCUGCUCCCCCCCCUUUUUUUUGGGAACUGGCUUUUUGCAAACUUGGACCAAGUGCAUUUUCUUUUCUUUUCAAUUUCUGAAAGCAAAAUGUAUAAACAGCCAUGUUUUUGUUAAGAUGCCAUUAAAUAUUGCUUAAAAACCUCCA